AAAAAAAUGGUUGGAAUGAAUGUUAUGCGAGUCUUCACCAUUACUGGAUCUAAUCCAGCUUUGUUGAAUUGUUCUGCGAGGAUUUUAUCGAGUCCGGUAAAGUCGACCAAGUUAGGGUGUUUAAAAACAUCGACUUGCUCUUAUACGACGUCGUCUCAUCUCUUUGGCAAGCUCCUCUUCCGUCAGCUCUUUGAGAAGGAAUCAUCCACCUACACAUACUUGCUCGCCGAUGUUACUCACCCUCAAAAACCAGCUCUGUUGAUAGACCCAGUUGACAAAACGGUGGAGAGGGAUCUUUCCCUUGUUAAAGAGUUAGGACUCAAGCUAAUAUAUGCUAUGAACACUCAUGUCCAUGCUGACCAUGUAACUGGCACUGGCACCAUAAAGAGUAAGGUCCCCGGCGUGCAGUCAGUCAUUUCGAAAGCAAGCAAAUCGAAAGCUGAUCUUCUAAUUGAAGCUGGUGAUAAAAUAUAUUUUGGCGAUCUGUUUUUAGAGGUUCGACCUACUCCUGGCCAUACAUUAGGUUGUGUGACCUAUGUUACAGGAGAUGGACCCAAUCAACCCCAACCAAGAAUGGCUUUCACUGGAGAUGCCUUAUUGAUACGUGGAUGCGGAAGAACUGAUUUUCAGGGUGGGAGUUCACAAGAACUCUACAAGUCUGUGCAUUCACAGAUUUUCUCAUUGCCCAAGGAUACAUUGAUUUAUCCGGCUCAUGACUACAAAGGAUUCACUGUUAGCACUGUAGGGGAGGAGAUGCUCUAUAAUCCUCGGCUCACUAAAGAUCAGGAUACAUUUAAACAUAUCAUGGAAAAUCUGAACCUUCCCUAUCCAAAGAUGAUUGAUGUGGCUGUUCCCGCGAACAUGGUUUGCGGUCUACAAGAUUUGUCUUCAAAGCCUGUUGAGGCUGCAUCAAAGAUAUGAUCAGUUUAAUGCAGAUGAUUUCAUCCUUGAUUAACUCAACACUGGGAACCACUCAUCCAAAGACCAAAUGGUAUGCAACAAAAGAAACCACACAAAACAAAAAUGUCUUCUCUUGCUUUGUACUGCUGUAAGAGAUUAUAUAGCAUGUGUACUACAACACAAGUCAUGUAUUAUAAUAAACGGUAAAUAGCGGUAAGUACCCAGAAUUUUAAGUUUGCAAGCGAUAUAAAUUUAAUAUUUAUUUUUAGCGGCAUAAGUGUUCAAGGUUUGUACAACUGUAAUUUUCUUCCAAUUUCUUCAGUACUGAUUCUUUAUGUGUGUCUUGUUUAAGACAAUAACAGUAUGUAGUGAUGAAAUUAGAGAAAAAAAAAUUACAAUUUUACAAACAUUAAGAUUUAUGCUAUGCUGAUUUAUGUUAUUUAUAAACUUAAAACUUUAGAUACUCAUGAGUUUGGAUUGUACCUCUAAGCUAAUUAAUCUCCUAUGUUCAUUUCAAUAGUCUAUGCUUAUUGCAUACAACGUACCUUUACUUAUAGCCUUUAUGCAUAAAAUAAAAAUGUUAAGAGCAUUGCCUUUGAUUUUAAA
Cannabis sativa is the source of this 1506-nucleotide messenger RNA. RefSeq names its product persulfide dioxygenase ETHE1 homolog, mitochondrial. NCBI's taxonomy places the organism in Eukaryota, Viridiplantae, Streptophyta, Magnoliopsida, Rosales, Cannabaceae. Gene Ontology annotation, molecular function: sulfur dioxygenase activity. The record is from RefSeq and is a predicted model, not a curated record. The transcript has 10 exons. Gene Ontology annotation, biological process: glutathione metabolic process; hydrogen sulfide metabolic process. Bases 7 to 921 code for a protein of 304 amino acids.